GCCGUAGCGCUCGGAGGAGCGGCGCCGUUCGGCUCCCUUCGGCGCCGUUCGGCUCCCCUCGGUUCCCUUCGGCCCUUCCCGUCUUCCCUCGGUCCCGCUCGGCCCAUCCCGGCCCGGGCGAUGGCGGCGGGUCGCCGCUGGCCGCCCGGUCCCUGCUGCCCGUCGCGGGUGGCGGUGCCCAGCGUGCACCAGAGCCUGCCCGAGAUGGACUUCGAGCGGGGGAUCUGGUCGGCGGCGCGGGAUGGGGACGAGCCCCGGGUGCUGCAGCUGCUGGAGCGGCGGGGGGAGCCCAGCCAGCCCGACCUGGCGGGGUACACGGCCCUGCACUACGCCAGCCGCAACGGGCACCUGGGGGUCUGCCGGCUGCUGCUGCAGCGGGGCGCCCGCUGCGACGCCCGCACGCCCGGGGGUGCCACCCCCCUGCACCGCGCCAGCUACUGCGGCCACCUCGCCGUCGCCCGGCUCUUGCUGGCCCACGGCGCCGACCCGGCUGCCACCGACGAGGACGGCCGUACCAGCCUGCACAAGGCGGCUGAGCAAGGCCACCGGGAGCUCUGCGCCCUGUUCCUGCGGCACAGCCCGGCGUUGGCCGGCAUCCGCGACGCCAAGGGUCGGCGACCCCGCGACUGGGCCGACCCGGCGGUGCGGGACCUGUUGGAUACCUGAGGGGACACGGCGGAGCCGGGAGAGUCGGAGCUACCGUGCCGCGGGAGACACGGUGCCACCGGACCCCGGUCGCCGAUGGAUAAA
Molecule: messenger RNA, 750 nt
Organism: Harpia harpyja (harpy eagle)
Lineage: Eukaryota; Metazoa; Chordata; Aves; Accipitriformes; Accipitridae
Gene: ANKRD39
Product: ankyrin repeat domain 39
Molecular function (GO): protein binding
Source: RefSeq, a predicted model, not a curated record